AUGUCGGGCGGUGCACACUACGCAAACAACUGUGCCUUAGUAACAAACUCGUCGGAUUUCAGUGAGCUAGUUGGCAUGUUCAGGGCCUACGUAUCACCGGUCAUUGCCAUUGCUGGUAUAACUGGAAACCUCCUAAUAAUCGCCACUUUUGCCCGGGAGCAGCCGAGAACACGAUUUUCAGUCUUUGCUAUUAGUCUCGCCAUUGCCCACACCGUCUCCCUAAUUGUCAACACAAUCAUCGAUGACUUCUUUGGGAGAGGCCUUGCCUACGCAACAGAUGGAAGGUUCUUCCUCAAAUUCGACGCCACCUCGGAGGCAGCCUGCAAGCUGCUAGAAUUCCUUCCCCGCAUGAUGUACUUCGUGGCGUCGUACUUGGUUGUUGUGUUUUCAAUUGACCGGACUCUAGCCGUCUACAAUCCGAUCAAGUACCAUGCUUGCCGCUACCAACGACAAGCGAUUAUCGCGUGUCUUGUAGUCGUAUUCAUCGGCGCAAUCGGGAACACACCGACGCUAGUCGUGCAGACCCUGGAGAGGCAGGAGGGCGGAUGCACAGCUUGUCGCAUGGUCCACAACGAAACCAUCCUGAAGGACUUCUUCAUCGUCUCCACAACACUAGUCACCUUCUUCAUUCCAGUUAUAGCUGUUUUCGCCCUCAACGUGGUCAUUGUCCUGCGACUCUGGCGGGCCCAUCAGUGGCGGCAGACGGCGGGAGUGAGUGGAGGCGCGCAAGAGGUUGGACGCAUCACCGGCCACCUCGCGAUGACCACCUGUUUCCUUCUGUUGUACAUCCCACUGGGAUUUGUCGUGCUCGUGAGGCUGCACUACACCCUGCAUCACAGCGAAGACUACACACCACGCGCCACACAGGUAAUCAACCUGAGCAAGUUCUUCUCGUCCUUAAAAGACAUAGCCUACGCAGUGAACUGCUUCAUUUACGCUGCCUUCUUGGGCAAUUUCCGGGCGCGGUUGGUGCGUUUGUGUAAAGGCUAG
Mesocestoides corti is the source of this 990-nucleotide messenger RNA. The record is from the annotation of a GenBank genome assembly. Lineage: Eukaryota; Metazoa; Platyhelminthes; Cestoda; Cyclophyllidea; Mesocestoididae.